AUGUCUGGUGAUGGCGAUGACGACGAAGGCGAGAAAAGCAAGAGCCAAGGCAACUAUCAGCCACGGACAACCAACGAGAAGCCGGAGGAGAUUGUCCCGGUUCCCGACGUGGAGGUUACGUCUGACAUGAAGAUCACUUUCCUUGGAGCGGUGGAAAGAAUCGUGGAGAAUUUAAUAUUGGUCAAGGGAGCGACUCCAGGCGAGUACCAAGUCAUCGAAAGCGGAUCUGUCCUUUGUAAAGAAGAUCGCAAAGUCAUUGGAGCAGUCGCGGAGACGUUCGGAAGAGUUCAGGAGCCAAUGUACAGCGUCAUGUUCACC
Dissoconium aciculare CBS 342.82 is the source of this 318-nucleotide messenger RNA. RefSeq lists its product as uncharacterized. NCBI's taxonomy places the organism in Eukaryota, Fungi, Ascomycota, Dothideomycetes, Mycosphaerellales, Dissoconiaceae. Gene Ontology annotation, cellular component: sno(s)RNA-containing ribonucleoprotein complex. The record is from RefSeq and is a predicted model, not a curated record. Gene Ontology annotation, biological process: box H/ACA snoRNP assembly; ribosome biogenesis; pseudouridine synthesis. The transcript has a single exon. Gene Ontology annotation, molecular function: RNA binding. The annotation marks the transcript as partial.